Molecule: messenger RNA, 894 nt
Organism: Blastomyces dermatitidis ER-3
Lineage: Eukaryota; Fungi; Ascomycota; Eurotiomycetes; Onygenales; Ajellomycetaceae
Product: solute carrier family 25, member 46
Exons: 4
Coding region: 1-894 (297 amino acids)
Biological process (GO): mitochondrial L-ornithine transmembrane transport
Molecular function (GO): L-ornithine transmembrane transporter activity
Source: RefSeq, a predicted model, not a curated record
AUGGCAGUUAACGAAAUUGAAAGCGAAGGCCCUUUGAGAACAGUUAAAGAUCUCUCUGCGGGUGCUGCUGGCGGUAUUGCGCAGGUUCUUCUUGAUAUUAUCAAGGUCCGACUCCAAACCACCACAAACUACUCAAAUGCUUUAGAUUGUGCCACAAAGAUUUUGAAGAAUGAGGGUCCGUUGGCAUUUUAUAAGGGAACAUUAACACCGUUGGUGGGAAUUGGCGCCUGUGUCAGUGUCCAAUUUGGAGCUUUCCACGAAGCACGCCGAAGAUUCGAAGAAUGGAACACCAAAAAGAACCCGCUUAAUACAUCCCUUUCUUACUCUCAAUACUACCUUGCUGGUGCCUUCGCCGGCGUUACCAAUUCCGUCAUAUCUGGACCUAUCGAGCAUGUCCGCAUUCGGCUACAAACACAACCACACGGCGCCCAGCGGCUAUACCACGGGCCAAUCGACUGCAUCCGCAAGCUUUCUGCCCAUGAAGGUGUCCUGAAGGGAAUUUACAGGGGAGGUCUCGUGACUGUAUUUCGAGAAGCGCAAGCCUACGGUGUUUGGUUCCUCAGUUUCGAAUAUCUCAUGAACUGGGAGGCUAAGCGCAGCAACGUUAAACGAGAGGAUAUUUCGGCCGUCAAAGUGGCAGCCUACGGAGGACUUGCGGGUGAAGCUCUCUGGUUGGCAAGUUACCCUCUAGAUGUUAUUAAGAGUAAAAUGCAGAGCGAUGGAUUUGGUGCCCAACAGAAAUUCGCGGGAACGAUCGAUUGUUUCAAGAAGACCUUUGCGGCUGAGGGGUUGGGCGGGUUCUGGAAGGGAAUUGGACCAACAUUGCUCAGAGCGAUGCCAGUUUCUGCUGGAACAUUCGCAGUUGUGGAACUUGCGAUGAGAGCUCUUGGAUAA